Onthophagus taurus is the source of this 775-nucleotide messenger RNA. Its product is annotated as cilia- and flagella-associated protein 107-like. NCBI's taxonomy places the organism in Eukaryota, Metazoa, Arthropoda, Insecta, Coleoptera, Scarabaeidae. Gene Ontology annotation, biological process: flagellated sperm motility. The record is from RefSeq and is a predicted model, not a curated record. Gene Ontology annotation, cellular component: axonemal microtubule.
UGUCAUACUGAUAUCGUUUAUAAUUUUUUUAUGAUGUGUGAUAAUUCAAAUUCGAGCCCACGAUUUAAUGAACACAAGGUACCUGUAUAUAGCAAUAAAUCACUAUUGGGGAAUUGGUAUGAAGAUAGAUUACAAUAUAGAAAAUAUCGAUACCGCCAUGGGACUACUUAUACUCAAGACUAUAUUCCUAGAGUUCCCCCAUUGUCAGAAGAUUCCUCAAAAAAUGCUAUUCAAUCAGCUGGACUUCCUAAGGCUAUGUUGUUUGGACAACGCGAAGACGCGUACACCAACAAUUUUUCAACAACUUACGAUUUAUCAUAUAAUCAUUUUGUUAAAAAAGCGAAAACUCACCCAACCGAACGGCAUUGGGUUUGUAGGGAUAAUAUUUGGUUACCAGAAAAAGACUUUACAAAAGAUUAUGGUAAUAUUACUCGUUACGGAAUAUUCGAAUACAAAACAAGUCUUUGGGAGCAAGAAAGAAAUCCUAGUCACAAUCAAGAAGAGAAAUCUGAGUAUCAAGAAUCAUAUGAGUGUGUUCCUAAAAUGAAACCUGUGAAACGUUUUGCAACUCCUUUAAAAAACUCGUCUUUAAUGAAUCCGUCAAAUAUAUAUUAUCAUACAUUAACGUUAAGAGAUAUGCAUUUGUGCACUGUAACACCAAACGAAGAAGUUGUAGUUAUCCCAAGAAAACAUCGCGAUAAUCCCAUCACAUGGGAAUAAUAAGUAUAAUUAUUGUAUUAUUUUUAUGAGUAUAAUAUACAAAAUGAUAUAAGUA